CCACGAUGUUCGUCGUUAAUAUCUUUUAUUGAAUUCUCUCGGGUGUUCACGGGGAGAUCCAAAAUCAUGUAAUUCCCAGCCAACAGCGCAGACACAACCGACAAUCCCGGAUGGCCAGAAAUUCGGUAUUUCGUCCGGCCCAACAUGGAUUGUGGAUAGCCGAGGAUGAAAGUUGAAGCUACUACGGUACUGUCAUCACGGUAACAGGGAUCAGGAGAGUGAAAUUCUUCUAGGAACGGGGGGCGAUAUCCGUUCAAGUCCCAUAAGACUGCGGACAUCUUUGACCACUGGUUCAGCGAGGUACCCGGUUGGGCAAGAUUAGGGAUAGCAGGGUGUAACCAGAGCAAGCCCUUAGCACUUCUGAACGCGAAGGCUUAUGCCACCCGUACCAUAUAUUAACGCUAUAUCUCCCUCUGCGAACGUUUCCGUGGCUGCGAGCCAAAGACCACACCACAGCAAGCCGCGACAAAGAAAAUCACAUAUCUACCAGCCCCACUACCCCCGCUACCCCCAAGAACCCACGGAUUCGCACUACUACCGCGCCCCCCUAAGACAUUUCCGCUCGCUUCCAUCCGCCGCUAAAGCCAUGUCUUUCACCCCCCGAUUCCCGCCCCCCCCGCCCUACUCCCUCCUCCCUGGAGAGACCGAGAGAACCCUAUCAGCCGAUACGGCCCCACCACCGCCGCCAUAUCGCCCACUUCCCCGCGUAGCAACAUCCCAUACCGUUCACGAACAGUCGGCAGAGCAAGUUGUAAUCUGGCUGCGUUCAAAACCCGUUUUCGCACCGUGGGAGUACGAAAAUGUCCUGAUCAUACUGUGGCACGAAAUGGUACAGAGGCGAUUGGACGAGAUUUUGGCUACCGCCUCCGGACCCGAGAGCUCGUUUUGGGAGGAUAUGCUGGUGGAGGUUGAGUCGGAGAGGGAUCUCAGGUUAGUUACCAGAUGUUGUAUUGGUUCUGAUGCGUUCUCUUGGAUUUCUAGAGGAACAGGGAGGGGUGCGAGGGGUGUGUGCGAGGGAGUGUAUAUAUUACAGGGAGUAGGUGUGUUUAUGCCGCACAGCUCUUGUGUAGAGGAUUACCAAACACACCUGUUCAGUUUUCGCAGCGGAAAGUACGCCGUCCCUAAUGACGCCAGAGUCCGGGAACCUGUACUGCAUUAUUUAAGUAAAGAUUUGCCAUUAUGGGACGUAUUUCGAAACAUCAGUUCCUGGGUGUCUUCGCAGAUCACGUACCGAAAAUGGCAAGAGCCCAGCUCCGCGUCCGUGCACACGACAAUGCUUGCGAGGGAGCUUUGUGAAAAGAUUAUCCGACCGAUUUUCCAAAAAGAGAGCGACCCACCGGAUUUGAGCGAGAUUUUCAGUGGGGGAAGGAAAAGGGGAGUGCUGACGACAUUGAAGCCGGUUGGUUCUACCCAGUGGUAUUCACACCUGUAUACGGUACCCUUUGACAUUUGUGUCGGGGGUGGUUCAGUUUGGGGGGCCGCGGGUCGGGGCGGUGGUGCCGAUAGCAUACGGUGGAGCCGGAUCACCCAGAAUUCAGACUCUGUGGUGAAUAGAUACUACCUAAAUAUCUAAUCAGCUAAAAGUAGUCAUGGUAACCUUCUCGUG
Messenger RNA from Tuber melanosporum (Perigord truffle), 1606 nucleotides. RefSeq lists its product as uncharacterized. The record is from RefSeq and is a predicted model, not a curated record. Lineage: Eukaryota; Fungi; Ascomycota; Pezizomycetes; Pezizales; Tuberaceae. Bases 377 to 1573 code for a protein of 398 amino acids. The transcript is spliced from 5 exons.